Molecule: messenger RNA, 850 nt
Organism: Fragaria vesca subsp. vesca
Lineage: Eukaryota; Viridiplantae; Streptophyta; Magnoliopsida; Rosales; Rosaceae
Product: ZF-HD homeobox protein At4g24660-like
Exons: 1
Coding region: 86-850 (254 amino acids)
Biological process (GO): regulation of developmental process; regulation of DNA-templated transcription
Cellular component (GO): nucleus
Molecular function (GO): transcription cis-regulatory region binding; DNA-binding transcription factor activity
Source: RefSeq, a predicted model, not a curated record
UGCAGGUAGCUAGCUACCGGCUAUGUAGAUCCUUCCGCUCUUCACUUUCACCACAUCCCGAGAGAAACAAAGAGAAACAGAGAGCAUGGAAUUCAACGACCAUCACGAGGACCAAGACGAGGACAUGGAGCUGAGCCCGACGGCGCCAACACCGCCAGGUUACGACUCUUCCAGGUCCAAAAUGGGCCCCACUAGCGGCGGAGGAGGAGGAGAUGGCGCCGCCAGAAAAAGGGUUCCUACUAUCAGGUACAGAGAAUGCUUGAAGAACCACGCCGUUAACAUCGGAGGCCAUGCCCUCGACGGUUGCGGCGAGUUCCUUGCGGCCGGUGAGGAGGGUUCACUCGACGCGCUGAAAUGCGCCGCGUGCAACUGCCACCGCAACUUCCACCGCAAGGAGCCCGCGGAAGGUGGUGGUGGUGGGGCCACCAUCGCCCACCAACAACACUCCCAGCAGCAGCCUUUCUCGGCUUACUACGGCCACCCUUAUCCACCGCCCCCGCCUUCGGGUUACCUCCACCUCACCCCGGCGCAGCCGCAGAGGCCUCUGGCCUUGCCCGCGGCGGCUGGCUCGGGCGGGUCCCACAGCAGGGAGGAGCUGGAUGACGUGUCGAACCCGAGUUCUAGCGGGGGCGGCGGGAGUGGGGUGGGGCUGUUGAGGAAGAGGUUUAGGACCAAGUUCACGGCGGAGCAGAAGGAGAAGAUGGUGGAGUUUGCAGAGAAGGUGGGGUGGCGGAUUCAGAAGCACGACGAGGCGGCGGUGGAGGAGUUCUGCGCCGUGACGGGGGUGAAACGACAGGUGCUCAAGGUUUGGAUGCACAACAACAAGCACACUAUCGGUAAGAAGCCCUAA